Rhipicephalus microplus (southern cattle tick) is the source of this 1630-nucleotide messenger RNA. RefSeq names its product venom metalloproteinase antarease TserMP_A-like. Gene Ontology annotation, biological process: membrane protein ectodomain proteolysis. Gene Ontology annotation, molecular function: metalloendopeptidase activity. NCBI's taxonomy places the organism in Eukaryota, Metazoa, Arthropoda, Arachnida, Ixodida, Ixodidae. The record is from RefSeq and is a predicted model, not a curated record.
GUUACCAUCUGCAAAGAAGACGCUACUUCAUUAUGACACUUUGAAAUAAGCUGAGUGGCGCCUAUUACGUGACCAGUAAAACAAUCAACACAAGAUAUUAGCUUUCUGAUUCUACGUUAGCGUAAAAAUGAUGACAAGAUGUCUAUUGGGUUUAUAUCAGCGGCUAUUAUGUUUCUAUUCUUGUUUAUGCGCCAUUCUUCAAGUCACACUCUGCGUUGGCAGUGAGGGCACGCUGGUCUUUCCUAAAUUACUUGAAAGCCGUGACGACGUAGGGACGAAACUCAUAAAAAUAAACGAUGAUCUCACACUGAGCUUGGAGAAGAGUUCAGUCAUGGGCAAGGAGUUUUUACUACGUACAUAUCAAGGACAUGUUAUGCAGCACAAUUACCUAGAUGGUGAAGCUCUGGAAGAGGACCUUUAUCAUGAUCCAAAACUGUUCGCCUCAGUAAUUGUGUCUGAAGAAGAUGGAUUGCAAUUGGAGGGUGUUCUCGGGACAAAGCUGGCUAUAAAACCACUAGGUGGCCAAGGAAGAUCGGCUGGAUCCGGGGACGUGCCACAUCUUGUCUACAAAAUAGAAGACCAUGAUGGAGUUUACGCGGGACAAGGCAUAGAAGUGGAGGAAAACGGAAACAUUUCUGAACGGCAGGAUCAAAAUGGCGCGAGGCCCGAAACUGUAUAUCCAGAAAUGUUACUUGUAGUUGACAGCACAUUCAGGGCUCAGUUCAAGACCAAUUAUACACUGCUGAAGUAUUUAAUGAUUACUAUGAACUCCGUGAAUGUGCGCUACAUGACUGUAUCUAGUCCUUCCGUACGACUGAAGUUUUGUGCAAUGGAAAUAUUAACUGUAAGUCAAGAGACUUUCAUACUCCGGGAAGGAAAAUAUGUUCAUGCACUCCGCACACUGGCAAACCUACGAGGCCAUGUUCGGAACAACACGGAGAAGUACGGAAUCUACGACGGCGUUUACCUCGUAACCGGGCUUGACAUGGGUGAGCGUACCUAUUACGGCUGGAAUGGCAACCUUUUGGGCUAUGCAUACAUAGGCGGCAUAUGCACCUGGCAGAAAGUUGGUUAUGGAGAAGACACAGUAGGAACAUUCAGAGGCAUCCGGAUAGUGGCACACGAAAUCGGACACCUGCUCGGCUGCCCGCAUGAUGGAACCACAAGUGGCUCGUAUACUUCAGCAAGCUGCCCCUGGAAUGACGGUUACAUCAUGAGUUACAUGGAAAUUGACAGCAAGAGCAUGAAGUUUUCAAGUUGUUGCAACUCAAUGAUUUCCUGGCAUGCAUGGUCUCGAUCUGGUGCCUGCCUUCUAACUGCGAGUGCGAAGCGGAAAAUAAAGAAGAUAUAUUUCACAAAGCUUUUCGCUGGAGACAUAAUGACUAGAGACCAGAUCUGCAGGAUAUCAUUUCCUAAUGUACCCGAAACCCGUUUUAUCAAAGAUUACAACGGCUUUGAGAACUGCAUGGCGAGGUGCUUCAUGCCUAAAUCUGUUUACGGAUACGAUACAUUCAUGCCCACUUUUCUACCGGACAAUGCUCGAUGCACAGAAAACAACGGGACAAUCUGCAGAAAUGGCGACUGCAUCACACAGAAGCUGAAGCACAGACAAUACAGAUCCUACAAAUAA